AUGUCAUCUACCAUGGUGGAAGACUGGAAAAGCAAGUUGAGCAAAACUAGCACCUCGACGUACGUCGUGUUGGCCGUGAUUGCGGUCGUAUUUUUGAUUACAGCCAGAAGACCCAAGAGCAGCAAGGGAAAGAGCGGUAAGGGGAGCUCGAAUAAGAGCAAAAAGACCAAGAGCCAGUUCGAAAAGGCACCAGUUCCCUUGACCUUGGAGGAACAAAUUGACAACGUGUCCUUGAGGUACAACAACGAGCUGAGAGGUCGUAGCUCGGAUCUCAUAAAUAGGUUUAAUGCGGAGGAUGAAAAGGAUAUUUACGAGCGCAACUACUGUAACGAGAUGCUCUUAAAGCUCUUGAUUGAACUGGAUGGCAUUGACCUGAUCAACGUGGACGAGUCCUUGAGAAAGUCAUUGAAGAAUAAAAGGAAAGCUGUCAUCAAGCAAAUCCAGGGUAUGUUGAAAAGCUUAGACUCUCUUAAGUAA
Saccharomyces kudriavzevii IFO 1802 is the source of this 477-nucleotide messenger RNA. It is a transcript of the gene SNL1, whose product is annotated as Snl1p. The transcript has a single exon. NCBI's taxonomy places the organism in Eukaryota, Fungi, Ascomycota, Saccharomycetes, Saccharomycetales, Saccharomycetaceae. Gene Ontology annotation, molecular function: protein-folding chaperone binding. Bases 1 to 477 code for a protein of 158 amino acids. The record is from RefSeq and is a predicted model, not a curated record.